AUGGUUUACUUGGAUUUCAUUUCAGGGAGGAGGAUGGGCACCAACCUCUACUUUAGAGGGGAAAGAGUAUUCAACGCGGUGAUGCAAGAGUUGCUUCAAAUUAAAAGGGGAUGGGAAUGGCCGAAAAUCUCUGCAGGAGGGAUUGCAACUACUCUUCAUUGUGAUGCAUUUCGUGAACUUAUUCCCAAUGCUUGUAGAGUAAAAUGCUUAUCAGAUGCUGCAUAUUUUUUCCCUUCGAGAAGGUUCAAAGAUUGUGGAGACCUAUUUAUUCCAUUACUUCCAAGGAUUAAUCGCACAACAUGGAUCAGUGAAUUCAUUACCAAAAUCAUGCACAUCAAAAUUAUAUAUGUCCCUAUUCGUGUUUUUUCCCCGAAAAUGUGCAACAAGACAUCAAAACGCCUAUCUUUUUCCUGAUGUCUGCUUUUGAUCAGGUUCAGGUUAGAA
Ipomoea triloba (trilobed morning glory) is the source of this 444-nucleotide messenger RNA. RefSeq lists its product as uncharacterized. The transcript is spliced from 6 exons. Gene Ontology annotation, molecular function: hydrolase activity. NCBI's taxonomy places the organism in Eukaryota, Viridiplantae, Streptophyta, Magnoliopsida, Solanales, Convolvulaceae. The record is from RefSeq and is a predicted model, not a curated record. The coding region runs from base 1 to 414 and encodes 137 amino acids.